Messenger RNA from Mugil cephalus (flathead mullet), 2333 nucleotides. RefSeq names its product C-X-C chemokine receptor type 1-like. Gene Ontology annotation, biological process: immune response; G protein-coupled receptor signaling pathway; neutrophil chemotaxis. NCBI's taxonomy places the organism in Eukaryota, Metazoa, Chordata, Actinopteri, Mugiliformes, Mugilidae. The coding region runs from base 483 to 1574 and encodes 363 amino acids. Gene Ontology annotation, molecular function: C-X-C chemokine receptor activity. The transcript has 2 exons. The record is from RefSeq and is a predicted model, not a curated record. Gene Ontology annotation, cellular component: membrane.
UGUUUUAUUUUUCUGUCAUGAGCCUCACAAACCAAUGGUUUCUCUUUCGAUUUAGCAUAAAGUGUGACAGCAUAUCCCAUGACUCCAGAUUCAGACCUUGGCUUGGGUUUGUUUUGGGGGAAGCACUGAGGAAUGAAUAAGGGGAAUUAAAAAUAGCUAGUGCAGAUAUGUAAACAUAACGUCAGUAUAGGCUUAAAAAAGAAAGCAAUACAGAUAUAUAUAUACAUAUAAAUAUAUACAUAUACAUACAUAUAUAUGUAUAACUUUAAACACAAAAUAUAAAGACGACUGCAUGUUUGCAUCUACCACAUCGAUCUAAAUGGGAGAGGAAACAGCUUCUUGUUUGAAUUCUUGAGCAAGUCGAAUUGUGUGCGUAUGGGGCGGUCAGGACAGAGCUGGUGGGAGGGGUAUAAAGACAAACACAGUGUGUGUUCCUUGUUCUCUCAACACACAAUCAGUGUCUGCCCUAAGAAGACAACACAAUGACUGAUCCAAACCAGUCCCUUUUGUUAAUUGAUGACUUUGGCCUUAUUUAUGACGAACUCAACAUAACUUACAAUUACAACUACACCGAGUUUACCAUAGACCUUGCAACGCAGCCAUGUGCCGCUCUGUCCGUCCCAGACCCUGUGGCGAUUGCCGUCACUGUGUUUUACGUCCUCAUCUUUCUGUUGGCCAUUCCUGGAAAUCUGAUCGUGGGGCUGGUGAUUGGCUCAAACAGCCAGUCGCUGCGUCCCUCUGACCUCUACCUCCUCCACCUGGCAGUUGCAGACCUCCUGGUGGCCGUCACCCUGCCAUUCUCAGCCACCUCUGUUUUGCUGGGCUGGGUGUUUGGAGAUGCCAUGUGCAAAAUCGUCACGAUCCUCCAAGAACUAAGCUUCUACUCCAGCAUUCUCUUCCUGACUUGCAUCAGUGUGGACCGUUACAUGGUGAUCGUACGAGCUACGGAGGCCCGGAGGGCUGACCGCCAGCGGGUCAGUUGGGGAGUUUGCGGCGGCGUCUGGGCUGUUGGAGCACUUCUGUCUCUGCCAGGGUUCUUCAGUUCUUCCUUUUCUUCUUCAAACUCCACUCACGUAAUGUGUGCUCAACAAUAUGAUCCCAGCUCUGCCGACGAGUGGCGACUGGCCACCAGAGUUUUUCGGCACGUGUUGGGUUUCAUUAUCCCUUUGGGCAUCAUGCUGUUCUGUUAUGGAACAACUAUCGAGCGCCUCCUUCACAUCCGUGGGGGAUUUCAGCGACAGCGAGCCAUGAGAGUGAUCGUGUGCGUGGUGGUGGCCUUCCUGCUGUGUUGGACUCCGUACCACAUCGCAGUGAUGGCAGACACCUUCUUCAGGGCAAAGAUCGUGCCCUACCAGUGCCCAGCGAGGAUAGCGGUGGAUAAAGCCAUGUUUGCCACCCAAAGUCUGGGCCUGCUUCACAGCUGUGUAAACCCGGUGCUGUAUGCUUUUGUGGGUGAGAAAUUCAGAAGGAAGCUGCUGCAGAUGAUGAGGAAGGUGGGCAUGCUGGAGAGAGCGUCGGUGUCGAGAAGCAGCAGGUCCUCGAUGUCAUCAGAAAUCACGUCCACGUUCAUGUGAGGAUGCCAAAAGACAUUUCAGCAGUUCUGAUAAAUCCAUCUCAUCAGAGUUCUGCUCUAUCAACUGAAGGGCAACUAAGUUAGUUUUGAUGGUUCUCUACACAUGAGUCGUAAACACAACCAGAGUUGUAAGUAUGCUGUUGUACUUUUCUCCCUUGACUUAUUUAACUUUGGUUUCGAUGCAGUCGGUGUACACCACGGAAAUGCUGCUUGCAUGUAUGUUACUAUGACUUGCCGGAUGAGUUUAUAUAUCAGUGGCUGAGCCUAAAGAAUUACUGUAUUUAUGUAUUUGCUUCUUUGUGAACUGUGCUUCUUCUUCUAAAUCUUAAGAUACACGAAGUCAGAUCACAGUGGCUCAAAAAAUGGGGAAUUGUUGCCUGGUUUCUUUUUUAAAAUACCAGAAGUCUGUGUCCCAAAAAUAAACUGCAUUUGCCGGAUACACCAGUUAAUAGCGAUGACACCAAACCAACCAGGACAUGUGAGUCACGUGUGUCAAAAUUAAGUUUCAAGUGUAAAUAUAUUUCACCAAAAAUAUAUAUAUGUCUAUGCAGACCAGGACUCACAUUGAGGCUCUGUUUAAUGUUUAGUGUUAAAUGGUGGAAUGUGUUUCAUAUAUUAUGUACAGUAAUAAAUCCAUAUAAAUGUUUAUAAGAUUUUAGAUUUUAUAAGACUUUGUGUAUAUUUGACUAAAUAUUUUUUUCAUACUUAUUCAUGUAUUGUUUUUUAUCUGUAUUCGAAAUAAUUAAAUAAAAAUCAAAAA